ACCAAAAUGUGUGCAAGGAAAGUAUGGAAACUAAGACAACUAAUGGAGAAGUAAAUCUCAGACAAAGAAAGCAAGAGAGAGAGAAACUAGAGAGAGAAAGUAUAGAGAGAGAGAGAGAGAGAGAGAGAGAGAGAGAGAGAGAGAGAGAGAGAGAGAGAGAGAGAGAGAGAGAGAGAGCACACUCAUUACAAUAGAAUCUUUGGAGCCUCAAAAAUCUCUGCUCGGCGGGACCUUCACUUCUGCAGAGAAAAAAAAAAUAAAAAAAAAAAAGUUGCCAUUUUUACUUCGAUUUCAACGAAACAAGAAAUUAAUUUAAUUUUUCCCCAUAAUAAUUCAAAAGCCCUCCAUUCUUGCAGAGCAGUAAAUCUUUGCCUUUUUUUUUUCUCUUAAUUCCUUAAGAACCCUACAUUCUUGAUUUCAGCCCACCACCCUUAUUUCUAGCUGUUGAGGAUUUUUUUUUUUUUUUUUUUAAUUAUUGAUUCCUUCAGAUCUGCAGUUUUGAUUUGUUUAUAGAAAACCCAUUUGUUUUCUUGGGAUAAAUUUGUUUCAUUUUUCCACCCCCAUUUUCUUCGGUUGCUGCAGUGGUGGCAGUUUUGAAGAUGAUGUCGGUGGAGAUGGGCGGCGGCGGCGGUGGCGGUGGUGGUGGGAGUAUUGAUCCGAGCAACCUGCAUUUGAAGAAGGAGUUGACGCAAAUCAGGAAGGCGGCGGCGAGGGUGUUGAGGGACCCCGGCACCACCUCCUCCUCCUUGCGGCGGUCGCCGCUCAACUCGACUAGAUCCACCACCACCACCACCAAGCACCACUACGUGCACCACCACAACAAGAUUGACGGUAAUGCCCUCGUCCUCCCUUCUUCCUCCUCCGACCAGUUUCCGCAACUCCCGUUGCAAGUCGAUAAAAUUAGUACUAGUAAUAAUAAUGUCGAUUCGAAUCCGAACCCGAACCCGAAUUCGAAUUCGAAAGAGAAGAAAGUGUUCCUAUAUAAUUGGAGGAGCCAGAAAUCCGAGAGCGAACGAAGCAAGCAUAUCGACGAAGAGGAGGAAGAAGACGAAGAGGGUUCGAUUUCGAGUGUCGAUAGCGACGCGAGAAAUGGCGGUGGUGGGAACGAUUCGAAGAGCGAUAUCUACCCUUCGUCCGUGUUCAAAUGUAGAAGCACGGACUUCACUCCAUCUAUCAUGCGCACAAUCAAGAAGAAGCCGAGGAGGAGUAAUUACUCGAACGCCACUCUACGGCAUCACAACGAGAAGCUGCAGAAACAGAUAAUCGUGAGUCGGUAUGCCCACAAUGUGGUCGAUGGUUUGCCCGGCUUAGGUCUACGGAGGGGCGGUUCGGUCAAUUUGGCCGGACAAUCCGACGACACCGAGGAGUACUGCAAUAGUACAGUUUCCCCUUUGCUUGCAAGAAUCAAGAACAAGGGGUGGGCCCCGGCGGUGAAUCGUAAGAAGAAUGCGGAAGACGAUUCGGUUUCGUACAGCACGCCUGCACUUUCGACAAGCUCUCGUCAUAAUAAUAAAUACGGGAUUAGGAAUCCUAGUACGGUUGAAUCAUGGGAUGCGACAACCGGAUCUUGCGCGGACGAUGAGGUGGACGACAAUUUGGAUUUGCCGGGUCGAAACGGAUGCGGAAUCCCUUGCUAUUGGUCAAGAAGGUCAACUCCGAAGUCUAGAGUAGGUUCUUGGAGCUGCUAUUCGCCGUCGCUUUCUGAUACUUUAAGAAGGAAAUCGAGCAGUAUCGAUUUGGAGCCUUUGAGCCGAUUGGACGGAAAAAGAUGGUCUUCGAGCUGUAGAAGCCAAGAAGGUCUAGAAAUGGUUGCUAUGAACGAUGAAGUACAAGACGAAAGCUCGCCCGAGAAUGUGCGAAGCUUGAGCCAUAAAUAUAGGCCGAUGUUUUUCGAGGAAUUGAUUGGUCAGAAUAUAGUCGUGCAAUCUCUUAUUAAUACGAUCUCGAGGGGGAGAAUUUCCCCCGUUUAUCUCUUCCAAGGCCCACGUGGGACCGGAAAAACUUCGGCCGCGAGAAUUUUCGCCGCUGCAUUGAAUUGCUUAGCGUCGAACGAGACUAAGCCUUGUGGGGUUUGUAGAGAGUGUUCCGAUUUCAUGUCCGGAAAGAGCCGGAACCUUCUAGAAGCCGACGGUUCGAGUAAGAAGGGAAUCGAGAAUAUCAAGUCGCUUCUGAAGAGCCACUUGUCGUCGUCUUCUUCGGAUUCGAAAUUUAGGGUUUUUGUUGUCGAGGAGUGCCAUUUAUUGCCGUCGAAGAUUUGGUUGACUUUCCUCCGUCUGCUCGAGAAACCCGCUGCACGCGUCGUCUUUGUACUCGUUACGACCGAUGCAGACAACGUGCCGAGGGCGAUUUUGUCCAGGUGUCAGAAGCAUCUUUUUAACAAGAUCGGCAGUAGCGAAAUUGUGGGUCGGUUGAGGAAAAUCGUUAGUGACGAGAAUUUGGACGUUGACUUAGAUGCGUUGGAAAUGAUUGCUUCGAACGCGGAUGGUUCGUUGAGAGAUGCGGAGACAACGGUCGAUCAGUUGAGUUUGUUUGGGAAGAGAAUCACCGUCUCGUUGGUCAACGAACUCAUCGGGGUUGUUUCCGACGAGAAGUUAUUGGAGUUAUUGGAGUUAGCCAUGGCGUCGAAUGCGACGGAGACUGUGAUUAGAGCGAGAGAAUUGAUGGACUGUGGAGUUGACCCGAUAGUUUUAAUGUCUCAAAUGGCAACACUUAUUGUCGAUAUUAUUGCCGGGACUUAUCCGAAUUCCGACGGGAAGCACGAUUCCUUCUUCGGUGGAAGAAAUUUGUCCGAACGAGAACUAGACAGGCUAAAACACGCACUGAACCUUCUCUCGGAAGCAGAAAAGCAUCUAAGGGUAUCGAGCGAACGGUCCACAUGGUUCACAGCAACCUUAUUACAGCUAGGUUCCGCCCCGUCGCCUGACCGGACCCACUCGGGCAGUAGUCGAAGACAG
Molecule: messenger RNA, 2954 nt
Organism: Erythranthe guttata (spotted monkey flower)
Lineage: Eukaryota; Viridiplantae; Streptophyta; Magnoliopsida; Lamiales; Phrymaceae
Source: RefSeq, a predicted model, not a curated record